Messenger RNA from Penicillium odoratum, 621 nucleotides. It is a transcript of the gene cyp4, whose product is annotated as peptidyl-prolyl cis-trans isomerase. The coding region runs from base 1 to 621 and encodes 206 amino acids. NCBI's taxonomy places the organism in Eukaryota, Fungi, Ascomycota, Eurotiomycetes, Eurotiales, Aspergillaceae. The transcript is spliced from 4 exons. The record is from RefSeq and is a predicted model, not a curated record. Gene Ontology annotation, molecular function: peptidyl-prolyl cis-trans isomerase activity. Gene Ontology annotation, biological process: protein peptidyl-prolyl isomerization; protein folding.
AUGUUUUGCCGCCUCAAGUCAACCCCACCCUCGCUCUUCUCUUCUCUGAAUUGCUCUUUCCACCCUUCCACCCGAUCUUUCUCAUCCUCAUCCGCCAUUAUGUCUAACACCAAGGCUUUCUUCGACGUUCAGUACGCCCCCGUUGGCUCCUCCACCCCCAAGAUUGGCCGUAUCAACUUCAACCUCUACGAGGCUGAUGUGCCCAAGACUGCCAAGAACUUCCGUGAGCUUUGCAAGCUUCCCCAGGGUCAGGGUUACAAGGGCUCUUCCUUCCACCGUGUUAUCCCUCAGUUCAUGCUCCAGGGUGGUGACUUCACCCGCGGUAACGGCACUGGUGGCCGCUCCAUCUACGGUGAGAAGUUCCCCGAUGAGAACUUCAAGUACAAGCACACCCGCCCCGGUCUGCUCUCCAUGGCCAACGCUGGCCCCAACACCAACGGCUCCCAGUUCUUCAUCACUACCGUUGUGACCUCUUGGCUCGAUGGCAAGCACGUCGUCUUCGGCGAGGUUGCCGACGAGGAGUCCAUGCAGGUUGUCAAGGAGAUCGAGUCCCUUGGCUCUUCCUCCGGCUCCCUCCGCUCCGCUGUCAAGCCCACUAUCGUCGAAUGUGGUGAGCUCUAA